AAAUGUAUUCGAAUAAGAAUGUUUCAUAUUCAAUAUAUAUACAUAGAUAUAGAUAUAUAUAUAAAUAGAAAGAUAAUAACACACUGAUUGCUAUUAAUAGUUUAAUAAUACUUAGCAACAAUUGAUUGAUUACAUCAUUCAAGUUGAGUUGUAACACUUACACACACACACAUACAUACAUACAUACAUACGUACAUACACACACAGAUACACAAAAGCCUGACAACAGUAUCCGAUGUACAAUUAUUUGAAUAAAAUACAAUUAAAUUUCACUGGAAUCUAGUAUUAAUGACUAUUCUAUGAAUCAGUGUUUCAUUGAUUUGUUUGUUACUAUGGGAUAAUGAAUUAAGUAAUGUACUUAUGGAAUAAAUAAUAAUAACUUCUAAAAUGUAUACUGAUAUAAAUAUAGGGAAUCAAGCGAAUAACAAUACCACUACUACUACUACUACUACUACUACUACAAAUACUAAUACUACUAAUACUAGUAAUAAUAAUAAUAAUACAACACAUUUAACAUCAUUACUUGUUCGUGAACGUUUAAAAAAUUGUGUAUUAAAUAAACGUAAAAGUAAAGAACAAGGAAUUCAUUCAAAUGAGACAAUAUUGUUGAAUAUGAGUAUUAGUCAACAACCACAACCACCACCACCACCAUCACAACAACAACAACAACAACAACAAAGUAAUCUUAUCCUUGAUAAAGAUUUAAUACAAAUGAAUCAAGAACAAUCUGUUAAUAAUGAUCAUUUGAAUGGUAAAUCUAUACCACCACUUAGUAACCAAAACAGUAUUCAUAAUAAUAAUGAUAAUAAUAAUAAUAAUAAUAGUAAUAAUACGAAUGAUCCUAGUUGUACUAAACCAUUAACAAUCGAUGUUGAAAAUCUUUCAUCACCUAAUCAAACAAUUACUAUGACAUCUUUACCAAUUCAUAUAAAAAAAUCCAAUAUAUUACAUCAUCCAAUACAACAUUCAUAUUCAAAUCAUGAAACAGAUAUACAUUAUAUGGAUUGUCAAAAUUUACAUACAUCUAAUAUAGAAACAAAUUAUUGUGAUAAACAUAUUAUACAAUAUGAUCAUUCUAAUUAUAAUUCCUAUAAUCAUUCACAUUAUCCUGAUUAUCAACAUCAAUAUGAACAACAGAAUAAAUUAAUUGCUGAAAAUCUACGUAAAACAGUAUCAGAGCCAAGUUUAAAAAUGCGUAGUGGUUCUGGUGGUGUACAUAAAUCUCGUUAUAAAUCAGAUCGUCGUCAUUAUCAUCAUCCUCCUCAUCAUCAUCCUCAUCAUUCUCAUCAUCAUCAUCAUUUUGGAAUGAAUACAACAGCAGCAGUAGCUGUAGCUGCAGCUGCAGCUGCUACAAUGUCUAUAUCGAAUGAUCCAUUAGCAAUGAUUAGUUUAUGGCCACAAAUCAGUUCAACAUUUCAACAUACAAAUUUAAUUCAUAAAACAAUCAAUAAAAAAUCAUUACAACAAUUACAAGAUAUAAAUAAUCCUAAUAAUAAUAAUACUAUAUCAUUAUCUAUAGAUAAUCAUGAACAAUCAAUGAAAACCGAUAAGAAAUCUUUAACAUCAUCAUCAUUAUCAUCCAUAUCAAAAACUUGUCAAGAUGUUAUUUUAACUGAAUUCAUGAAUACUAAACAAUAUAAUAAUAAUAAUAAUAAUAAUAAUAAUCAAAAAUUAUUAGAAACAAUUCCUACAUGUUGUACUACAAUAUCUGAAUCAAUCAAUUCAUCUUAUUCAUUGACUACUACACCUAUAUCUAUCAAUCAAUCAAUAUAUCAUUCAACAAUCAAUGGAUUAUGUACAAGUUUACCUAAUUUAACAAAACAAUAUCAUUGUACAUCAUCAUCAUCAUCAUCAUUAUCAUCAUCUAUACAAAUGAAUCAUCAAAAUAUAAUUGAUUUUAAUCAAAUCAAAUAUACAACUAUACCAACAAAUACAUCCACAUCAAUUAAACCUAAUCUAAAUCAAUCAAUUAUUGAUUAUAAUGAAUUGAAUUCAAUUCAUAAAACAAUAUAUAAAUCAAAUAUAAUAAAACCAAUGAAUCAAUCAAUUUAUCAUUUAUUACCAUUAUAUCGAUAUCAAUCAAUUGGUUUAAUUAGUCGAACUAGAUCAACACCAUUAAAUUUAAAUAAUAAUGGUUAUACAACUAAUUAUCAAUAUAUACAAUUAAAAAAUUUUAAUCCUAUACAUCAAUCCAUCAAUACACCUAGAUCGGUUACAUCAAUAGCAAAUUUAUUAGCUAUGGAAGCAGCUACUAAUCAUUAUGGAAUAUCACAACAAAAUCAAUAUAGAAUAGAACAUGAUCUAUUCGAUGAAGUAAACAAUAAUAAUAAUAAUCAUAAUAAUAAUAAUAGUAAUAAUAGUAGUAAUAUACAAUCCACUAUAGAUAAUGAAUUAUCAUCAAGAAGUAAAGUUGUUUUACAAUUACGUAAGAAAAUUUUAGAAAGAUCUGAAUUUUUAACAUCAGAUCGUUCAGGUGUAAACAUGUUGGAUGGUUCUAAUUCACCAAUUUCACGAAUAAAUCAAACUCCUGGACGUAAUAAUCCAUUAUUAGAGAGAACAGCUUCAAGUCCUGUAGUUAAUAUGGCUCCAACAAUACGAUCAGAAACUGUACCUGAAGCAACAUUCACUACAGUAUUAGCAUACGACUUAGGAAUGCUUGCUCAUCAUUGUACAUGUCAAACUGAUGCAAAUCAUCCUGAAAAUCCUCAACGAUUAAUUUCUAUUUGGCAAAGACUUCAACAAACUGGUUUAGCAGCACAAUGUCAUCAUCAACCUGGUAGACGAGCAUCUUUGAUUGAAUUGCAAUUAGUUCACAAAGAUGUAUAUACAGUUUUAUUUGGUAGUAAUCCAGCAAGUAGAUGUCGAAUUGAUCCAACACUUUUAGCUACAGUACGUUUAUGUAGGCUAGCUUGCGGUGGAGUUGGUGUAGAUUCUGAUACAGCAUGGCAUACUGCUGGACAUACAGCUCAUGCAGCGAGAUUAGCAGCUGGAUGUGUUGUUGAUUUAGCAUGUCGUGUAAUGCUUGGUCAAUGUCCCAAUGGUUUUGCUUUAGUAAGACCACCUGGACAUCAUGCAGAACCAGGUCAAGCUAUGGGAUUUUGUUAUUUUAACUCAGUGGCAAUUGCUGCUAAACGAGCUCAAUUCCUUGGUUCAACAACACUAGGUAAUGAACAAAGCUCUGUCAUUUCUUCUUUAACAACUACCUUCUUUGAUCAAUCAACUUUUCUCCCAUACACUAUGGAAUCCGCACUUAAACCACGAAUUUUAAUAGUAGACUGGGAUAUUCAUCAUGGAAACGGAACUCAAACAGUAUUUUACACAGAUCCAACUGUAUUGUACAUAUCACUUCACAGACAUGAUGAAGGAGGAUUUUUUCCCGGUACUGGAUCACCUGAAGAGAUAGGCUCUGGUCCUGGUGAAGGAUUUACCAUUAAUAUUGCUUGGCCAUCAGGAAUCGUUAUGUCUGAUGCUGAGUAUUUAGCAGCAUUUCGUUUGAUUAUUCUACCUGUCGCCUGUGAAUUUCAACCUAGUCUUGUUUUAAUUUCUGCUGGUUUUGACGCUGCACCUGGUCAUUCAGCUAAUCUUGGUGGUUAUUCAGUAAGUCCUGCUGCAUUUGGUUGGAUGACACGUUUAUUAUCAAUUGAUCGUAUUGCUAAUUCUAAAGUAGUAUUAUCUCUAGAAGGUGGUUAUGAUAUGAAUAGUUUAUGUGAUUGUACAGAAGCAUGUGUACGAGCAUUACUUAGAUCAGCGGCUGAAAUUAAUGAAAGAAAUUCAAUACCUAUUAAUGUUCCAGAUUUAAUUCCAUUAAAACAAUCUGAAUUAGAUCGAAUUCCACAUCCAUCAGCAAUACAAACUUUAUUAAAUGUUGUACAUUUACAUUCUGCUUAUUGGAAAAGUUUUUCACAUAAAAUCGAUACACAAUAUGCAUCAUUACCAGCUAGUAAUUGGUUACCAACAUUAUUUAAUCAUUCAAUUGAAAUUAAAAAUGAACCUAUUUCAGUAGUAUCUACAAAUGAGACAACAUUAAAUAUAAAUAAACGUUUAGUAAAAUCUUUAAUAAAACAAACACCAUUUACAAAUAAUGAAUGGAAUAGAAUAACAUCUGAAAAUACCAUAGAAAAUAAUCGAUAUUGUAAUUUUACUAUGAGACAAGCAUCUUCUAUGGAUGAAACAAAUGAAAAUGAAAUAAACAAAUCAAAUUCUAUAAUAAGAAGAAGAAGAUCAACUACUGGUAUUACACCAUCUAAUAUGGAUUCUAUAUCAUUAAUAGGGGAUACAAAUGAAACAAUAACACGUAUUGCAUUAACACGUUUAGCUGAAUUACAUGUUACAUCACAACCUGAAUAA
This is a messenger RNA of Schistosoma spindalis, 4347 nucleotides long. The record is from the annotation of a GenBank genome assembly. Lineage: Eukaryota; Metazoa; Platyhelminthes; Trematoda; Strigeidida; Schistosomatidae.